Messenger RNA from Haliotis rubra (blacklip abalone), 2930 nucleotides. Its product is annotated as neuronal acetylcholine receptor subunit beta-3-like. The record is from RefSeq and is a predicted model, not a curated record. NCBI's taxonomy places the organism in Eukaryota, Metazoa, Mollusca, Gastropoda, Lepetellida, Haliotidae. The transcript has a single exon. Gene Ontology annotation, molecular function: neurotransmitter receptor activity; transmembrane signaling receptor activity; extracellular ligand-gated monoatomic ion channel activity. The coding region runs from base 266 to 1468 and encodes 400 amino acids. Gene Ontology annotation, biological process: chemical synaptic transmission; nervous system process; monoatomic ion transmembrane transport. Gene Ontology annotation, cellular component: membrane; neuron projection; synapse.
CUGACGUUUCUGAUUUCACCCUACUUUUGUAAUGUAAAACGGACACUUUUUAAUGACUAUUUUUCUUUACAGAAUUCAGGUGUGGUGACUUUCAGAAGGCAGUGUAUAACACCCACCAUAUAUUCAUCAUUAGUCAGGGCAUCUGCUGGAUGGUAGAAGAUCCAAGAGGGUUUCACACGAGCUUCCCAACUGUAUCCAACCUGUCCCAAACAGGAAAAGAAGACACUCUAAUCAGAUAUAAGGAUCUUUGAUCACCAAGGUGACAAUGUCUAAUCUAUAUUUUGUUCUAGCAGCAUGCAUCUCGAUUUGUGGUACGAGCGGUCGACAAUCAGGAACUGAUCAAGGUCCUCUGUACACCUUGUAUAAUGACCUACUGGAACACUACAAACCGUAUAUCAGGCCCAGGAAGAAUCCUAACGAUACCGUGGAGGUAGUAGUUUCUUAUAGCAUUGUAUCAGUGGAGGCCUUGGACGAAACCACACAGACAGUAGCUUCAUCUGCAGUCAUCCAAUUUGAAUGGAAAGAUGACCUGAUGACCUGGAACUCAAGUGACUAUGGUGGUGUACAAUUUAUAAAUAUACCUGUGGAGAAACUGUGGUUUCCGGACUUGAGUUUGACAAAUGGAUUAGAAGACUUAUCUUUGAUUCUUCCCAGCGGAGAAAUAGCAAGGGUGAACGAUGAUGGAUUGAUCCAGUGGUACCAUGGGAUGAAGAAAUGUACCAAGUGCUCUCUAGACAUGACCAAAUUUCCAUUUGACACCCAAACAUGCAGUAUCAAUCUCAUUCAGUGGGUUACUGUAAUUUCCCAAGUCAAUUUGACAGCAGGUGGGGUUCACAUUGAAUCGUCAAUGUUUCAACAAAACGGAGAAUGGGAAAUAUUGGACAAAUCAAAAGAGGUUAUUGUUCAUACAUAUACUGAGGUUUACAUCCAGACGGAGCUGGUUUUCACAUUCGUCUUCAAACGGAAAUACCUGUAUUAUAUCAUCACCAACAUCCUUCCCGGCAUGCUUCUCUCCGUCCUUAACCUUGGUGUGUUUCUACUUCCGCCUGAAUCAGGGGAGAAGGUAUCGCUAUGUAUUUCCAUAGUGCUGUCCUAUGCAGUGUUCUUGUCUGUCAUUGGAGGGAGUCUACCGGAAGUGUCAGACACUGUCAGCAUCUUCAGUGUCUACCUCUUGACAAUGAUGUUCCUCAAAGUCGCAACAACUUUGAUAACAGUCUUCGUUUUGCAAGUUUACCAUCAGACCACCGAAGAAGCAGAUUCCCUCUCAAACCGCCUCAUGCAAAGACAAAUACAAGACAUCUCUAAAUCAGAUUAUGAACAAGAGAGUACACUAGUAAAACAGCAGACGCCUUUGAAGAAGACAGGGAAACAACUCGCAAGAUAUUUAAACAAGAUUGGUUUCACGAUAGUAUUUUUGCUCACAGUCAUGAUCACCAUUCUGUGUUUUGCACUGUUGUUGAAAGAAUAGUUAAAUUGCCAAGUGAAGAUUGUCAAUGUAAUGGACAAGCACUGUUUUGUUGUCCGUAAUAUAUCUUGGCGGGAGUUAUUUCCCUUGUUAUUUUCAAGACCAAUGCUCCCAGUCAAAAUUUUGUCAAUGUCGUAUUAAGAUCUGAAGCGAAGACCAAGUAUGACUACAGAAAUACAAGAAAUGGUGUCGACUUCAAGGAUUGACUUGUUACUGAACCAAGAGGCCCCCAGCCAGUACAAUUUGACAAAGAACACAAUUAUUCACCCACUGUCGAUCAGUGGAUAUAAACGUAAAACUUGUUUUAUGUGGUUGAUGUUUUCCUUAAAAUGAGAAAAUGUGACCUUACGUGAAAUGUGACCUCAGUGAACAUGUGACCUCAAGUGAAAUUUGACCACGGAAGCUAAAUGCCUCUCAAAUAUAGUUCGAGAUCUGUAGCCAAGAUUUAUGAUUUCGUUACCUAAAUCAAAGAGGAGUGAUCACCAUUGUGACAUCAAAUCUGCAGGAAUAAACAGAGCAUGAUGUAUACGAAGAUUUGUUGGAUCGGUUGUAUGACAGAUAACGCUGAAGAGGAUGUAGCACACUCUGACGGUGAGAGCUACAAGUGUUUAGCAGCAUGACAACGUUAUUCUAUAUAACGUGACGGAGGAAACAAGGGAGAUUACUCUGAUUGAAAGGUCAAGGUACCAGAUAUGUGAACAUCAGUGUACAGAUCAAGACAUGGGCCAGUCAUGAUGUCACCCGUGUACAUCGACUCGGCUCUCGUCAUGUUUAAUAAUUUAACCAAUAAGCCUCAUCGCUAUGUCAUGAGAAAAACGUUUACAGUUUCAAGCGUCUUAACUAUUGGCUUAAAGCCGUGAAGCUGAUUGAAUAUUUCAAGAAAAGAGUCAGGAACACUCAAUUACAUCUAUCUGGUGACAUGAUCGAAGUAUGGAACAUUCAGUGACUUAACUAACUGCCUAAAGCCUCGAAAGGAACAGAACUGAUUGGAUACUUCUAGAAUGGAAAGCAGUUAACUAAACCACGUGAUCAACAGGAGAAUUACUUCAAUGGAUAUACAACUUCUUUAUUACUUUCUAUUGGACGUUUCGUUGUGGGCACUAACCGUCAAAAAGCAAGUGGUGUCACGGCUAGUAUCUUUCCGCAUGGAAUGGUAAUGACUCGAACGUUGGAAGAGAUGAAGAGUUGUCCUGGAACAUUUAUGGCCAACGUUAAAUGUUUGAUGAUUGUGAUUCUGUUGCUUACUUUCAAUCUAUUAAUAGUGUAUAUGUACUUUGGACAUUUUCAUCACAUAUCGAGGACUUGAACUGGCUACCUUGAUAUCAAAAAUACUUUGAACCAUUUCCAGGAAUGAUGUUCUGGUGGCGUGUUUGUUAGCUGUAGACAAGAUGGUGUGAGCAGAGCGUCCAUCUUGUAGACUUGUCAUUCACGUAUUAUAUGCUACUAAAAAAAUAGGGGAUAUUUA